AGUGAAGAUAAUAAUAUUAUUAUUAUAUAUAUAUUAUUAUUAUUGUCAGUGAAGAUAAUCUAGCUACUACUGUUGCUUUAAAAUAGAGAUUGACAGCACAAAUAACAUUUGUUUCGAUAUAUUGUGCAUCACAUGGUCUCAUUUCCUGCACUGAUACAGGGCCUCGAAGUUCGGUUUUUGCGUGGGUGGCUACUAGUGUAUUUAAUGCACUGCAUGAGCAGAUUUUACGAAUGAAAUCGGUUCAAUUAGGAAGAGCCAUGGAUCUUAUGUAUUGAUACAGGCAGGGAUGUUGCUGCAUAGCACAUUGAUGAAGAUACGCGAUCGCAUCGUCUGUUUCAAUGGAAUGGUCUCCCAAGCAGAACCGUAAGUCACCAAAAUCAGCAAGCGAUCAUACCACGCAGUCCUUGUCAAGUCCCCUGUUCUGUGACAAUGCUCUGAGUCACCUUCCUGUUGCAACAUGUACAUCAGAGACCACAGCCCCACUACUGGGGUGGUGACAAUCAUAGUGAUCCUCAUUGCUGUUGCUGCCCUCGGUGUUCUCAUCUGCGGAUGUUGGUGCUACCUGCUCCUGCAGCGGAUUGGCCAGUCUGAAGAUGAGGAGAGUAUUGUAGGAGAGGGCGAGACCAAGGAGCCCUUCCUGAUGGUACCGUACUCCACCAGGGGCCCCCACAUCGAGCACAAAACCAAGCUCACCCACAACGGCACUGAGAAUCACACUUAACUGAGUCAUUAAGAAACCGUGGUCAUCACCUAAUAUUAACCAAGAGGAUCUCCUCAUUCACAUUUCAUCAUCUUUCAUCACGCCAUUGAAGGAUGAUAAACGGACUGCAGCUCAAUGUCAAUGUCUUAAGAAAUGUGAUAUUUUUGUUUCUCAUUCCACUGUGUGGAUCUCAGUCAGGAUGUGAGGUUGUGAACAGUUCAUUGUUAUGUUUCUUAAGUGUACAUAUUUUGAACACAAAAAUGUACAUCUAAUUGAUAUUGAUAGUUUUUGUUAACUCAGCAAUCCACUACUGAAUUUUGACGAUAGACCUCUGACCAAAUGAGUGGGCCAAAACUUCUUCAGAGCUUGUUGGAAGAAUGUAUGGCAAAUUGAUGACAAAACAAUUGACUUAAUAUCAAGUUGCUCAAAUUAUUUGAAAUUAGCUUAAUUUGUUUGUUUAUUUUGCAUAGUUGAACUUGGUUUUGUUUUCUCCUGUGGUUGCACAGGCAACCACUCAACUAAAACCAGUCAUUGAAAGGGCAAUUCUCCUUUGAUAAACCAUAAUAUUUCACAAGCACAACAGGGUCCAGGGUCUGAGUUUUAGUGAGGUCCGUACUCUAGAAUACUAUUUGGAGAACAGUGAACAUUUGGCCAUGAUUGCUACACCUUUAGAUAGCUGGCUAGACUAAUUUAACAAUCUAAAAACAUGUAAUUGACAUGGGCUACUUGAGUGACAGUCAGUGAGUGACAUAUAAGAAGAGGGAAACUGCUGAUGCACAACCAAGUUUGAAAUUGCACCUUGUGUAUUCUACUAUUCCAACUCUCAACAGUAAGUUGAGACCCCAACUGUUCCUAAAAAAUUAUAGAUUAUUAUAUAUUUUUAUAAUGUUGGAAAGGUCCGUACCUCGGUGUCCUCAUAUGUAGCUACAACACAGUAGCUGCUACAACUGACAUGGGUUGAGAAGUCCUACCAAGAAGCUACCAAGAGCCAAUUAUAUAUUUUCUAUAUUCAAUUGCAACAUAGGAAAUCCUGAUGGAAAGAUUCUAUGGUAGCUGAGCAAGUAGAUAUUUGAUGAAACAAUGUUAUAAAGUAUUAUGAAAUGCAAAUAACAUUAUGAAGGCUAUUGUUCUCUUUGUCAUUUGAUGUACCAUUGUAUCAUUUCCAAAUCAACUCUAAAUGUUAUAUCGGUCCAUAGGCCUUAUGAUUACUUUUAGGUUCAAUCCUAACAGGUGUAUGUAUAGUUGAUAGUUAUUCUUAUGGCUUUUUAUAAGAUGGCAAAAUAUCAAACUAAUGUGACAAUUUGGAGAUUUUUAUAUGAUUACACAAAUGGUAGUAGUAUUGGUUCCAAUAACUUUGCUUUCAAACUUGAGAUGACUGUUACCAUACUGUACUUCUGUCUUGUGAGUUUAGCAGUUUGUGAAAUACAGUAUACAUUUAAAAGUACUACUAAAAGUAUGACCACCUGUAUAAGUAAUAUGCAUUAUGCAUAGACUUAAUUGGAAGGCUCAAUGCCUACAGUGUCAUACCGGUGCAGAGAGAUGAUUCACCAUCUCCCACAUAGCCUGAAGGCAGUUAGAGUUAGGACCUACCCAAAACAUAGGGCGUAUUCCUCAGGCCAGGCAUUGUUGACAUGCCAGAUCUUACAACUCCAGAAUAGAUAUUUUACAUUUCAGCUAACGACAUCAUAUGUUAUAGCAAUCUGCCAGUCAAUGACACAGUCGAUGAAGUGGCACGAAACCAUUGGUUGAUGCAUGCAACGUCUGAGCAGGAGAACGCAACCUGCUACAGUGCCUAUAGAAAGUCUACACCCCAUUGAACUUUUUUCAAAUGUUGAUUUAAUUGUAAUUGGUCAUUAAUCUACAUAAAAUAAUCCCUCAUGUCAGUGAAAAUAAAAUUCUACACAUUUUUACAAAAAGUAUUCACCCCCUUUGUUUAGGCAAGCCUAAAUUAGUUCAAAGUCAAAUGUGGCUUAACAAAUGACAAUUUAUAUUGACCCACAUUACAGGGUUUGACAUGCUUUUUGAAUGACUAACCCUUCCUCUGUCCCCGAUGCAAACAUCUGUAAUGUCCCUCAGGCAAGUAUUGCAUUUUAAGCACAGAUUCAACGACAAAGACCAGGGAGCCUUUCAAAAGCCACAUAAAGAAGGCCAACGAUUGGUAGAUGGAUAACAAUAACAAAUCAGACAUUGAAUAUAUAUAUUUAAGCACGGUCAAGUUAAUAAUUAUACUGUGGAUGAUGUACUAAACCACCCAGACACAUCAAAGAUGCAGUUGUUCUUCUGAACUGAGCUGCAGGACAGGAAGGAUGUCACCAUGAGGCCAUUAGUGAUUUUAAAACAACUACAGCAAACUGGUCUCAGACGAGACGUAACAUAGUAAAUGUAAAUCUGGGACACUCAAAUUAGUAUAAUAUGUUAUGUUUGGCAUAGUUACAUAAUAUAGGUUACUUUAAGGCGAACACCAAAGGAAUGUGGUUGUGUACCACAAACGUCUAGCAGCGAAAAGGUUGCGUGUCAGAAUCUCGUCACGGACAAUUUUAACUAAUUAGAAUAUUUGCAACUACUUGCUACUUUGCAAUUACUUAGCAUGAUAUCUAACCCCUCCCCUAACCUUAACUAUUUUAUCUAACCUUAACCCUUUAACCUAACCUUAACCCUAACUCCUAGCUAAUGUUAGCAUCUAGCUAAGAGGUGUUUAUAAAAUGUAUUGACUAAGGGUGGUGAAUAUUUACAGUGCAUUUGAAAAGUAUUCAAGACCCCUUAUUCUAAAAUUGAAUAAAACCUUAUUUAUAUAAGUAUUCAGACACUUUGCUAUGAGACUUGAAAUUGAGCUCAGGUGCAUCCUGUUUCUAUUGAUCAUCCUUGAGAUGUUUUAUAUUGGAGUCUACCUGUGCUAAAUUCAAUUGAUUGGACAUGAUUUGGAAAGACACACACCUGUCUAUAUAAGGUCCCACAGUUGAAAGUGCAUGUCAGAUAUUUUCUGUCUGUAUUGAAUAGUUUAUCAUCUGGUAAAUCUAACAGGGGUGACCUACUAUUGGAGUAUUAAUGUUAUUAUGGAGAAUUGAGAGAAUGGGUGUAUUAGUGAGAUUCUGCUGGGUCCCAGCACAUUCCCAUUCAAGUGUGGAAGGGGAUGGAAUUGUAGACCAGUUAGCUAAAAGAGCUUAUAAAUGAGAAAUAAUUUAUAUUAAUGUGCCACUGGGUAGAGGUGAGGCAAAAUGUAAGAUCAGAGCCAUUUUGAUAGAUGUGUGUCAGAAGAGAUGGGACUCUGAGCACAAGGGCCAGAAUUUAUAUGCCCUCCAAAAAAAGGUCGGUGGACCAAGGUUCAAAGGUCAGAUUAGGACGGAAGGUUGUGUUUGCUCGAUUGCACAUAGGACAUUGAACUCGUCAUUACAUCUGGUUGGCAAGCAUAUGAAUGGUUUGUGUCUGGAGUGUAUGGUCGAUGAAACAGUGGCGCAUGUGUUGUUAUAUUGUUGUAAGUAUGUUGAAGAGAGUGAAAGAUUGAAGUGUAGGGUCAUUGAGGUUGAACGGGGUUGGAAGGAAUUUGGGGGAUAGGGGAGGGUCUAUUAGAAGUUAGUAGGGCUCUUUUUUAUUUUCUCAAAGUAGUGAGUUAAAUCAAAUCGAAUGUUAUUUGUCACAUGCGCCGAAUACAACUUACAGUGAAAUGCUUUACUUACAAGCCCUUAACCAACAAUACCGUUUUUAGAAAAUACCCCCCAAAAAGUAAGAGAUAAGAAUAACAAAUGAUUAUAGAGCAGCAGUAAAUAACAAUAGCAGUGCUAUAUAUAGGUGGUACCGGUACAGAGUCAAUGUGCGGGGGCACCGGUGUUGAGGUAACUGAGGUAAUAUGUACAUGUAGGUAGAGCUAUUAAAGUGACAGUGAAGAGGCGACUCUGGGAUGCUGUCCUUCUAGGAAGAUUGUGCAAAGAAAAAGCCAUUUCUCAGAUUGGCCAAUAAAAAUAAAAUAUUUAGAUGGGCAAAAGAACACAUAGACUGGACAGAGGAACUCUGCCUAGAAGGCCAGCAUCCCGGAGUCUCCUCUUCACUGUUGACGUUGAGACUGGUGUUUUGCAGGUACUAUUUAAUGAAGCUGCCAGUUGAGGACUUGUGAGGCAUCUGUUUCUCAAACUAGACACUUUAAUGUAAUUGUCCUUGUUUCAAUAUGCUUUGUGUUGUAGUCACGACAGACAAAGAUAUAUAGUUAAGCAAACUUUACUGGGCAUGUUGUCAACCCGCACAUGAAUAAAGUAAGUAACAACUGAUUUCCGUUUCCUGUGUAACAUCAAUAUGAGUAACAUAAAAAUUGCUACAUGUUCUCUUUUUUUUUAUUAUGAUUUUUUUUUUUUACAAAAGGCCGACUCCACCUAACUUUGGCUUGUAGUCCAUGUCUGAAAUAAACUGGAAGGUGAACUGAA
Messenger RNA from Oncorhynchus keta (chum salmon), 5112 nucleotides. Its product is annotated as stannin-like. The transcript is spliced from 2 exons. Bases 458 to 721 code for a protein of 87 amino acids. The record is from RefSeq and is a predicted model, not a curated record. Gene Ontology annotation, cellular component: mitochondrial outer membrane. Lineage: Eukaryota; Metazoa; Chordata; Actinopteri; Salmoniformes; Salmonidae.